This is a messenger RNA of Anopheles coustani, 784 nucleotides long. RefSeq names its product alpha-ketoglutarate-dependent dioxygenase alkB homolog 6. The transcript has 2 exons. Lineage: Eukaryota; Metazoa; Arthropoda; Insecta; Diptera; Culicidae. The coding region runs from base 107 to 784 and encodes 225 amino acids. The record is from RefSeq and is a predicted model, not a curated record.
CAUUGCUGCUACAAAUUAAUUUGAAGAUCAAAGUUUGCGAUAGAGAUUACUUCAAGAUCGUCAAUCGUUUGAUCAAUAGAAGUUGUAGAGGGAAUAGUGAAAUAAAAUGAAUUGGAAAGAACAUGAAGUGCCAAAUUGCCCAGCGAGUGUUUACUAUGUGCCAAAUUUCAUAUCAGAAGAAGACGAGGCUUCUAUCCUGCAAUCUAUCUCUAAAACACCCAAACCACGCUGGACGCAGUUAUCCAAUAGACGAUUGAUUAACUAUGGCGGUAUCCCACAUCCGAAAGGCAUGAUUGCGGAAGAUAUGCCGGUUUGGCUCACUCAAUACGUUCAGCGCAUCAAUCAGUUGAACGUGUUUGAUCAAGGAAUAAACGCAAAUCAUGUUCUCGUGAACGAGUAUUUGCCGGGCCAAGGCAUCAUGCCCCAUCUCGAUGGGCCCCUGUUUUAUCCCGUCAUAGCAACGAUAUCAUGUGGAUCGCACACGGUUUUAGAAUACGACAGGCAACUUGAAACGGGACCUGCUGACAACACAUCCCUUGUUCGAGAAAGUGUAGCUAAAAUGUUACUCGAACCCCGCAGCCUGUUGGUUGUUAAAGACGAUAUGUACCACACAUACUUUCAUUCGAUUAAGGAACUAGAGCAGGACGUGGUCGAUUCUACAAUCACAAACCUUUCUCUACUCUGCAAAGCGAAGUUGAAUGAUGUAUUACUUCGAGGAACGAGAAUAUCCUUGACGAUUCGGCAUGUCCCUAAAACGACUAAAAUGAAAAUAAAAAUAUUUUAA